AUGUACCAGUGGAGGAAAUUCGAUUUCUUCGAGGAGAAAUACGGAGGCAAAAUACCUGACGAUGUCACCGGAGAUAUACAAUGCUGUUCCAGUGGCCGUGGCAAAGUAGUCAUCGGCUCCAAUGACGGAUCUGUCAGUUUCCUCGAUCGCGGUAUCAAGUUCGAUUCCGGUUUCCAAGCUCACUCUUCUUCCGUUGUCUUCCUUCAGCAUCUCAAGCAAAGGAACUUCCUUGUCACUGUCGGAGAAGAUGAACCAAUAUCGCCGCAGCAGUCAGGAAUGUGUCUCAAAGUAUUUGAUCUCGACAAAGCGCAGGAGGAAAGCACAAGUUCCUCCGCUCCCGAAUGCAUUGGUAUCCUAAGAAUAUUCACCAAUCAGUUUCCUGAAGCUAAGAUUACUUCUUUUCUAGUCCUGGAGGAAGUUCCACCCAUACUGCUCAUAGCCAUUGGCCUAGAUAAUGGAUGUAUUUAUUGUGUCAAAGGGGACAUUGCGCGAGAGCGUAUUACCCGAUUUAAGCUUCAAGUAGACGGAGUUUCAGGAAAAAGACAAUCCCCUAUCACAGGCUUGGGGUUCAGGAUGGAUGGUCUAUCGCUUCUGUUAUUUGCCGUAACUCCAGACUCAGUGAACUCGUUUGGUAUGCAAGCGCAGCCACCUAAAUUGCAGACUUUGGAUCAUAUUGGGAGUAGUGUGAAUACUGUUACAAUGAGUGACCGUUCGGAAUUAAUAGUUGGUCGACCUGAGGCUGUUUAUUUCUAUGAAGUCGACGGACGCGGUCCUUGCUGGGCUUUUGAAGGAGAGAAAAAAUUCAUGGGGUGGUUCCGUGGCUACCUUUUAUGUGUCAUCGCUGACCCUAAAAAUGGGACAAACGUCUUCAAUGUCUACGACCUCAGGAAUCGGCUGAUUGCAUAUAGCCUAGUUGUUGAUAAAGUCUCUAACAUGCUCUGCGAAUGGGGAAACAUAAUACUUAUAACGGCUGACAAAUCAUUAUUGUGCGUUACCGAGAAGGAUAUGGAAAGCAAGUUAGAUAUGCUUUUCAAGAAAAACCUGUACACGGUAGCAAUUAAUCUUGUCCAGAGUCAACAUGCUGAUGCUGCUGCUACUGCCAAUGUAAUGAGGAAGUAUGGAGAUCAUUUAUAUGGCAAACAGGACUAUGAUGAAGCUAUGUCUCAGUACAUCAACACGAUUGGUCAUCUUGAACCAUCAUUUGUUAUACAAAAGUUUCUGGAUGCACAGAGAAUCUACAAUCUUACUAAUUACUUGGAGAAGUUGCAUGAGAAGGGUCUAGCAUCAAAAGACCACACAACUCUGUUGCUAAACUGUUACACUAAACUGAAGGAUGUAGAAAAACUGAACACAUUCGUUAGGAAAGAAGAUGGCAUUGGGGAGCUCAAGUUUGAUGUGGAAACAGCCAUUAGGGUGUGUCGUGCGGCUAACUACCACGAGCACGCGAUGUAUGUUGCAAAAAAGGCAGGAAAACAUGAGUGGUAUUUGAAAAUUUUGCUUGAAGACCUUGGAAACUACGACGAAGCCCUGCAAUAUAUUUCGAGUCUUGAACCCAGUCAAGCUGGGGUAACAAUAAAAGAGUAUGGUAAGAUUCUUAUAGAGCACAAGCCAAAAGAGGCAAUUGAUAUACUCAUGCGACUUUGCACUGAGCAAGGAACUUCAAAUGGUGUGUACCUGUCCAUGUUGCCUUCACCUGUGGACUUCAUCAAUGUGUUUGUUCAGCAUCCACAUUCGCUAAUGGAUUUUCUUGAGAGAUAUACUGAAAUAGUGAAAGAUUCACCGGCUCAAGCAGAAAUCAAUAACACACUCUUAGAGUUAUACUUGUCCAGGGACUUGAAUUUUCCAUCAAUCUCUCAAUCAGAAAACGGUUUAGAUCAGGACUUCACAGAUCUUUCAGUAGCAGCUGCGAUGUCUAGGGCUGAUUCUGAAAAGAGGAAAAAUGCUGAUUUGAAGGAUACAGUUGAGAAGGAUUGCAUGGAAAGACAACAGAAGGGACUGGAGUUGCUUAAAAUGGCAUGGCCGUCAGACCUUGAGCAACCACUAUAUGAUGUUGACCUUGCUAUAAUUCUUUGUGAGAUGAAUUCGUUCAAGGAAGGGCUUCUGUAUCUGUAUGAAAAGAUGAAACUUUACAAGGAGGUUAUUGCUUGCUACAUGCAGAAUCAUGAUCAUGAGGGACUGAUUGCGUGCUGCAAAAGAUUAGGUGAUUCUGGCAAGGGAGGGGAUCCGUCUCUUUGGGCAGAUCUUCUCAAGUAUUUUGGUGAAAUUGGAGAGGACUGCACCAAAGAGGUGAAGGAGGUUCUUACUUAUAUUGAACGGGAUGAUAUUUUGCCUCCUAUCAUUGUUCUUCAGACCCUGGCGAAAAAUCCAUGCCUCACACUCUCUGUCAUCAAAGACUAUAUAGCACGGAAACUUGAACAAGAAUCAAGGAUUAUUGAGGAGGACCGGCGGACUGUAGAGAAGUAUCAGGAAUCGACAAAAAACAUGAGAAAAGAGAUUGAAGACCUCAGGACAAAUGCCAGAAUAUUUCAACUUAGCAAGUGCACCGCUUGCACUUUCACAUUGGAUAUUCCUGCAGUCCAUUUCAUGUGUAUGCACUCAUUCCAUCAACGCUGCCUCGGUGACAACGAAAAAGAAUGCCCCGAGUGUGCUCCCGAGUACAGAUCUGUGAUAGAAAUGAAGAGAAGUUUGGAGCAGAACUCGAAAGACCAAGAUCUGUUCUUUCAGCAAGUGAAGAGCUCAAAAGACGGAUUUUCUGUGAUUGCAGAGUACUUCGGAAAAGGAAUCAUCAGCAAAACUAAUGACGGAACCAUAUGA
Molecule: messenger RNA, 2814 nt
Organism: Arabis nemorensis
Lineage: Eukaryota; Viridiplantae; Streptophyta; Magnoliopsida; Brassicales; Brassicaceae
Source: the annotation of a GenBank genome assembly